AUGACCGGCCCGCUGGCCCUCGGCCUGCUCCUCGGACCCCUCCUCCACGCCGUCCGAGGUUACCUGACUGUCAGCAUCGAGCCGCUUCCUCCGGUGGUGGUCGGGGAUGCCGUGACUUUGAAAUGUAACUUCAAGACAGAUGGCAGGAUGCGGGAGAUAGUCUGGUACAGGGUAACGGACGGCGGGACCAUCAAGCAGAAGAUUUUCACCUUUGAUGCCAUGUUCUCCACCAAUCAGUCGCACAUGGAGAAUUAUCGGAAGAGGGAAGAUCUGGUGUAUCAGUCUACCGUGCGGCUUCCUGAGGUCCGGAUCUCAGACAACGGCCCCUAUGAAUGCCACGUGGGGAUUUACGACCGAGCGACCCGGGAGAAGGUGGUGCUGGCGUCUGGGAACAUUUUCCUCAAUGUGAUGUCUCCUCCCAUCUCCAUCUCGGUCAUCGCUGCGGACACCCCCGCCCCCUUCAGCCGCUACCAGGCUCAGAACUUCACCUUGGUUUGCAUCGUCUCUGGUGGAAAGCCGGCACCCAUGGUGUACUUCAAGAGAGACGGGGAGCUGAUCGAGGUGGUGCCCCUGGCGGAACCCCCCGUCAACGCUGCUAGCUUGCAAGACGGCCGAGCAUCUCGGAACCUGCUGAACCGGGACCUGGACGACACCAAGAUGCAGAAGUCGCUGUCCCUGCUGGACGUGGAGGACCGGGGCGGGAGGCCCUUUACGGAGGCCCCUUUCAAAGGCCUCACCCCCAACCAGGGACUUCUGUUUAGCCCCGCCACAGAGGUCGUCCCAGAGACUGUGGUGAGCCGGGAGUUUCCGCGCUGGAUCCACAAUGUGGAGCCCGUCUACUACUUCCACCACACCCACAUCCCCAUCAGCGACGGGACCGUGGAGGUGCGGGCAAUGCUCAUGUGGACGCUUAACCCCCAGAUAGACAAUGAAGCCCUCUUCAGUUGCGAGGUGAAACACCCCGCCCUCUCUAUGCCCAUGCAGUCCGAGGUGACCCUAGUGGCUCCCAAAGGACCCAAGAUCCUGAUGACCCCGACGAGGGCCCGAGUGGGAGACACGGUUCGCAUCCUGGUGCAGGGCUUUCAGAAUGAAGUCUUCCCGGAACCCAUGUUCACCUGGACCCGAGUCGGGAGCCGGCUUCUGGACGGCAGUGCCGAACACGACGGGAAAGAGCUGGUCUUGGAACGAGUGCCGGCGGAACUGAACGGGUCCAUGUUCCGCUGCACAGCGCAGAACCCACUUGGCUCCACGGACACCCACACCAGGCUGAUCGUAUUUGAAAAUCCAAAUAUCCCAAGAGGAACAGACGAUUCCAAUGGUGCAGCUCCCAGCCUCACCAGCUCCAGGCUUCUUCUGGCCCUCAUCUUAACAGUGAUCUUAGAAAUGACGUGAAGCCUUCGCCAAGCCCUGA
This is a messenger RNA of Euleptes europaea (tarantolino), 1411 nucleotides long. RefSeq names its product immunoglobin superfamily member 21 (gene IGSF21). The record is from RefSeq and is a predicted model, not a curated record. The transcript is spliced from 10 exons. The coding region runs from base 1 to 1392 and encodes 463 amino acids. Gene Ontology annotation, biological process: heterophilic cell-cell adhesion; homophilic cell-cell adhesion. Gene Ontology annotation, cellular component: adherens junction. NCBI's taxonomy places the organism in Eukaryota, Metazoa, Chordata, Lepidosauria, Squamata, Sphaerodactylidae.